Westerdykella ornata is the source of this 414-nucleotide messenger RNA. RefSeq lists its product as uncharacterized. Bases 1 to 414 code for a protein of 137 amino acids. The record is from RefSeq and is a predicted model, not a curated record. Lineage: Eukaryota; Fungi; Ascomycota; Dothideomycetes; Pleosporales; Sporormiaceae. The transcript has 2 exons.
AUGGCCAGGUUGCGAAAGGGGCCGGGGUUUGGGCUUUCGACGAAGGAGAGGGAUGACGACGCUUCCCGAUUUGCGAUUGCGGAACAAGGACAGCCGACAGUCGAUGGAAAGUCUGUCAAGCAGGCGCAAACGAGGGCAAACACGCAGGCGGGCAAUUGGCAGGUGGAGUGGUUGGCGGGAUGGCGUGCGGUGCAGGAGCAACUUACUGCGACAACUGGCGCGGUCGAGCGGGGGCUCGUGGAAGAAGAAGCAAAGAAGAGGAAGGAGAGUGAGGGAGAGCAGAGCGAGCCCCUCGAGGCGCAGCUUGCGAUGACAAAGGAGCGACGGGCGUGGGCGUGUGAGAGGGCGGGAGGGCGGAAGAGAGGCGCAGAGGUGGAGAGGCGGAGAGGAGGGAGGUUGGCAGGCGUAAGAUGA